CUGCCUCUUUCGAGCGCCCUAUCGGCCAAAAUGGCGGCGGCCGUUGGCGCUGAGUCCCGCUUGUAGUUCCCUUGCCUUACUACUCCCCUUGCAAAAUGUGAAAGGAGAAGGGGCUGGCGGAGGGGGUGUGUAGGCAAUGAGUCGGCGAAGGAAACAUGGGGACAGCCCUGGCCUGAAGAACACGCCGCGGAAAGCGGCGGCGGCUGAGGAAUGCAGCUCGAUGGUCGAGCCAGGGAAGAGGCGGCUGAGGUCGGCCCGCGGCUCAGAGCCCCGCAGGGCCGGAGAGACGUCUCCCCGGCCCGUGCCGCAACAAGAGCAGCCUCCAGCAGCCGCUUCGUGCAGUAAAAGUAACCCCGAGGAAAGAUAUGAAACACCAAAGAGAGUGCUGAAAAUGGAUUUAUUGUCAUCUACCUUCAGUUCUCCUAAUGAUCCAGAUGGACAAAAUGAUAUCUUUUGGGAUCAAAAUUCUCCAAUGACAAAACAGUUAGGUAAAGGAAGAAAAAAACAGAUUUACACCACAGAUAGUGAUGAAAUCUCACAUAUUGUUAAUCGUAUUGCUCCUCAGGAUGAAAAACCAACAACAAACUCCAUGCUUGGCAUGUGGAUUGGUGCAACUGCUAUUCCUUGUACUCCUAGUGUAGCAAAAGGAAAAUCAAGAGCAAAAAUCAGCUGCACAAAGUUAAAAACACAAAAUCGAGAGGAAGAACUUAUGAAAUUGGCUAAGCAAUUUGAUAAAAAUAUGGAAGAGUUAGAUGUGAUUCAAGAGCAAAACAAAAGAAAUCAUGAUUUUAUCCAGACAGUUGCAGAAGCAGAGACUUUAAGUAAUUAUAAAGAUAAUGUACAAAUGCAGUUAUUACAUGAUAUAGGUCCUGAAAUAGAUAAUUCUAUAAUAAAGAAGCCGAUGAAAGAAAACACCAAAAUGUCGGUGGUAAAUGAUCAAAAUAGCAGUCAGAAGCCAUUUGACCAAAAUGCUGAAGCAGCCUUUAAUGCCAUUUUUGAUGGCUCUACUCAGAAAUGUAGCGGACAGUUCAGCCAAGAUUUGUCAGAUGCUUUUUUGAACACAAGUAAUACCACCUUUGAAAAGAAAAGCGCUUUAAAAGAGGAGAAAAUCAUUAUGAAUGAAAUUCUGGUCCCUGAAAAACUGCCAGAUAAAACCCCAGGAUCACUUUUUUGUCAAGUAGACACUCCUGGAAUGACAAAAUCAUGUGUGACUUCUUAUACUGAGAAGCCAGAAGCGUUUCAUAAACACCUUGAUGCAUUUACUACCAGUGAUUUUGAGGAUGAUUGGGAAAACUUACUAAGUAAUGAACCUUUUGUUAUGCAAAAUGUCAAAAUGUGUGAACUUUUCCCUGCUCCUAGAACAGCCCAGAUUGCUGAUCAAAAGCAAAAUUAUAAUUUUAACAAUAAAAAUGAUAAAAAUAAGUCAAGAAUGAAUACAAGUCUAGAUACCAGGGUAAGGGAUUCAAAAAUUUUACAGGAUCUCCCUUCAAAGACAUAUAACAAGGAAUUAAUAGAUUCUGGAAAAUACGGGUUUUCACUAAACCCAAAUGAUAAACCAAGCAAAUUACCAUCCACUGGAAAUAAAAUGAAAUUUGAGAAAUCUUUCAAUAAAACUGUUGUUCAAGACAAAAUUCAAGACUGUACAGUUGCGUCUAAUCUGACAAAAGUAAAAGAAGAUAUGCACACUAAAUUUACUUCUAAUGUAAAUAUUUCUGAAAAGUCAACUUUGAACACAGGAUAUUCUAAUGAACAAAAAAAUAAGUCCAUUUAUAAUCAGUCUUUUAAAGCACCUGCUAAUAUAGAUCAUUUUGGCUCUGCAACUUUGGGCAAUGAAACCAGUGUUUAUAAUCCAAAUCAGACUAAUACAUCAAAGUUAGGUUCUUUCUUUGAUGACUGGAAUGAUCCAUCAUUUGCCAAUGAAGUUGUUAAAGCAUGUCAUCAAUUAGAGAAUACCUGGGAAGCAGAUGAUGUAGAUGAUGAUUUAUUAUACCAAGCAUGUGAUGAUAUUGAAAGACUAACUCAGCAACAAGACAUUAGAAAGGACAGCAAGAUAUCAGAAAGUAAACUUGAGAUCAAUAAUAGUUCCAAACAUGGAGCCGAAAACAUGUUUACUACAUCUAAAGAAAGUCAACUGGUGCAGUCAAAGCAUUUGAAUCUGAGCAGCAUUUCAGGGCAUACAUCUUUCACAAAUAGCUCACAAUUAAAUAAACCAGUGAAGACGGAAAAAAGAGAAAUUUGUGGAAAUUCUCCAAGCUUUUUAGGUGCUACAACUAAUUUAACAAUAUACUCUAAGAACUCAAAUUGUCAGAUCAAUAAUCUACGUUAUUCCUGGAAUAACACUGAUGUUCCAAUACAAGUGAAUAGUACUGAAUCGGUUCUUAUAGGAAAUUCAAGUUUGAAUGUGAGUUCAGAUCAUAGGAAUACAGAAACUGCUACUUACAAGAAGAAAUUAAGUACUCAGCAUCUAUCCCAUAGGAGCACAACAGAUGGAGCUAAGAGUGACCCUAACAGACCAGUUAGAUUUCCUAAGUAUACGUUUACAAAGAUGAAAAAUUCUCAGAUUCUUUCCCAGUUCAAUCAAAAUUGUAUACCAGCAAGUAUUUCUGAUACCAAAAUUACACAGGGUUUGGAGAAAAAUAAAACUGUCAGCCCAUUUUGUGGGAAGACUGUUCAACAGCAGUCUUUGGUGAAACGUUCUGAAUCUAUGGAACAGCCUUCAAAAGCCAAGAUGGAAUAAUGAGGACUGCAUGUACACUUCUUGCUGAAAGAACCAAAUAAACUACAUGGAAAAGUGGAUUUCAAGACAACCUGAGAAUGAGGAAACAAACAAAUAGAGCCCUACCAUUUUCCCAGCUUACUGCCUUGAGGGAGUUUCCAGACCAUGAUGCAAGGAAGAAUUGAGGAACAGCCCAGUAGACAUCAUGAGUGAGAAAUGGAGCUGAGACACUAGGGAGACUAAGGUAGCUAGAGUUCACAGGACAGAGUACCUGUGAGAAGAGAAAACUGAACUCCAGAGAUCUGCAGAUGAUCCCCUUUGAUAAUUAAAUUCAGUACUGAUUAGCACAUAUAUGUGAGGAAAUGGAAGCUGGAGAAAGACAUGAUGGGAUUAAGAGGGAGCAAACAUUGUCCGGUGCUCACAAGCAUCUAGUAAUAAUGCCAGUUCUUACCAACCAAGGUCACUGGGUAGUUACUUGCCUGAGUAGUAGGGAAUGAUUUGCCCUAGGUUGCACUGCUCUGGGCCCACCCAACAAAUCAUAAAAGCAAGGUCAAAAGGGAUCAAACCAUUCCCACAGAACAACUGCAUGCUAGAACAAAGUGUAAAAAUACUUCUAGAAAAACAAAAAUACCCAGCACCUAUGAGAUAAAAUUAACAAUGACUGCCCUCUAAUUAAAGAUAACUAGGCACGCAAAUAAGCAAAAACAACCUAUAAGAAGAAUCAAUUGAAACAAACCUGUAUCUGAUAUAGAUGUUAAAACUUAACAGGAUAUUAAAAUAGCUACAGUUAUUAAAUGUGUUCAAAAAAGUUAAGUAGAAACAUGGAGGAUAUUAAAAAGACUAAACUCAAACUUUUACAGAUGAAAGCUAAAAUGUCUGAGGUGAAAAUACACCAUAUAGGAUUAAUGGCAAUUUACACACUGUAGAAGAUUAGUAAUUAGUGAACUUGACAUAUCAAUAGGAAUUAUUCAAAAUGAAAAAAAUUUAAGGAAAAGAACAGUGAGUUGAAUAAUUUCAAGUAGCCUAAUGUAUGGUUAGAGUCUCUGAAGGAGGAAGUGGGGGGAGAGUAUACAGGAUAUUUGAAAUAAUGACCUAACAAUUUUCAGACCUUAUGGAAACUAUUAACCCGCAAAUCCAAGAUAUUCAAUGAACUCCAAGCACAAGAGAUAUUAAGAAAACUAUGAAGCCACAUCAUAGCCAGUAUAAAAUCAUGAAAGCAAUAAAAAAGAACAAAGGGACAAAGAUGAAUAUAACAUCAGAAUUUUCAUCAGAAACAAUCUGAGAAGACAAUGGAGAAACAUCUUUAAAGCACUGAAAGGAAAAACCUGUCUAUCUAGAAUUCUAUACCCAGCAAAAUAUCUUUCAAAGUCAAACAUGAGAUAAAGCUGCUUUCAGACAUAUAAAAUCUGAAAGAAUUCAUCACUGGCACUACAAGAAAUACUAAAGGAUGUCUUUCAAGCAGAAAAUGAUAAAUGAAAAUGUGGGUUUACAUGAGGGAAUGAUGAACACUGGAAAUGAUAACAUGGGUUAAUAUAUGAGUUUUAAAAAUUAUUUAAAUCCUUUAAAAGAAUUGACUACUCAUAUAAACAUAACAAUGUUGUGGGGUUUAUAACAUAAAAGUUAAACAUGACAAAAGCAUAAAGGCCAGUAGGAAAAAAAAUAUGAAAGUAGAUAGUCCUAGUCUUGCACAUUUUGGCAUGCAUGGGUUUCAGUUACGUAACACCAGUUUCCUAACAACGUAGUUCAAAUUUCUGUUAACACAGUAUAUUAAACUGUGAAUACUUGCAUAAAGUACAAACUUUAUAGCUAUCUCAGUCCACAAAUCACUACAUAAAUAACAUGUGGAUUAUGAUGCAUGAUCAAUCAUGUCAUUUGUGACAACCGCCCAGUUGACAUUAUUCCCAGUUCAGAGCUAAGGAGAUAGGGGUUCAGUUUUUCUAUCCUGAGCUAUACCCUGUUUUAAGACCAGUUCAGGCUGACUCCAUAUCUCAGGAUCUUUCCACAGUAAACCAUUAUUCUCAUGGAACCCAACAUGGGGCUUGAACUCAAAACCCUGAGAUUGAGAACUAAGCCAAGACCAAGAGUUGGGUUCUUAACUGACUGAGCCACCCAGGCACCUCCCCAUUAUUUGUAAAUUCAUCCAUUCUUUUGCUGUGAUUGGUUUAUGGUGUUUUAUAUAGGGCUUCUUGUUUUUGUUUUGUUUUAAUACAAUUGGAAUUACAUUAAAUAAAUGAAAAUUUUAAAUGUUUAAUAGAAAAUAUUUCCUUCUUUGGUAUGAAGGAUUUAGUAGUAUAUUCUAAAUGCAAAUAUAGAAAACAUUGUUUAAAUGCUGAAGAGCUCCUGUUCCACUUAUUUAUUUUUUUUUUUAAGAUUUUAUUUAUUUAUUUGAGAGAGAGGGAGCACAAGCAGGGGGAGUGGCAGAGGGAGAAGCAGGUUCCCUGCUGAGCAGGGAGCCUGAGGCAGGGCUUGAUUCCAGGACCCUAGGAUCAUGACCUGAGCUGAAGGCAGACGCUUAACCAACUGAGCCACCCAGGCACCCCUCUUAUUCCAUUUAUAACUUCUAGUCUGGGAGUACUCUCUGGAAGGCAGAGUGAAACAUAUGGAUAAAACUCCUUGACACUAUUUAGUAACCUCAGAUUUCUUUGUGGUUUAGUGCUGUUUCAGCUGUGCAUUCUCCCAAAGUCAUUAUCUCUACAUCCCAGUACACAGAAAGGAAAAUUUAAGCCAUAGGGACAAUCAUGCUUUAAACUCUUGGGAAUUAAAACCCCACAUCUCUAAAUUAUAAUUAUUGCCAAAGCUAUUGAAAUAGCAUUUCCAGAACUUGGUAAUGGUGUACUUAGAAAGAGAACCACAGUUCUGGGCUCUAGACAUUUUCAGCACUUGUGGAUAUGGCUUUUCCUAAUGAACUUUUCGAGUAAGUCAUCAAGCUGUUAAUCCUCUGCUUUAGAUUUCAAUUGACAAUAUCUUUCUUUCUUUUUUUUUUUUAAAGAUUUUAUUUAUUCAUUUGACAGAGAUAGACACAGUGAGAGAGGGAACACAAGCAGGGGGAGUGGGAGAGGGAGAAGCAGGCCUCCCGCAGAGCGAGGAGCCCGAUGCGGGGUUCGAUCCCAGGACUCUGAGAUCAUGACCUGAGCCGAAGGCAGAUGCUUAACGACUGAGCCACCCAGGCGCCCCGACAAUAUCUUUCUAUAGUCUGUGGUAGUACACUUACAGACUCAAAGAUUUAUGUUAAUAAAUUACACCUUUUACUUGGUUCUACCAAUACACUUUUUGUGAUGUUGAAAGUGUUAUUAGUGGUUCAAAAAAACCCACAAACCAUAUUUUUGCGGGGUAGGGAGUUGAAGAAGUAUAGCUUACUUUCAUUUAUAACAAAAUGUUUGUAGAGAAAAAAAAGUACCACGUAGAGGUACUCAACUAGUUAUUUGAAUACUUUGAAUACAAGUAUCUUUGAAACAAAAAUAAACAUAAAAUAUUAACUGAUUUUUUUAAUGUCUCAAGAUUUAUUUUUUGUGAAUUGUCACCUUUACAUGAAACAAUAUCUAAUUUGUUAUUGUUUCUGUUUCCAUUACAGAGUUACUCUGUUUUCUUAGGCAUACCCUUAGUAUGUUCCUGCCUCAAAAUUCUAAUAUGCAAAAAGGAAUUGUGUUUAUUAUUCACUUAGUUAGUACUUUCAUUUGUACCUCACAUUUCAGGGUCAUUUUAAAAAACAACUAAUUGCUAACACUUAUUGAGCACUGACAUAAGAAUUUGAUAUGCAUUAUUUCAUUUAAUUCAAUACUCCUAUGAAGAGGAUAUUGCUUCAUUUUGUAGAUAAGGAAAUACAUAAACAUAAGGAAACAUAAAGUGUUUAAACUUGUUCAAGAUCACAUAGCUAAUAAGUGGGAGAGCCAGAAUUCAAACCAGCCUGGCACAGUGUUCACAUCUUAAUCAUUACUCUAUUGUUUAGCAUAAAAAAUGUGAAAUCCACAUUGUAUAGAUGAGGAAAUUGAAACUCAAAUGAGGUUAAAGGACUCAGUCAAGGCCAUAUUCAUGGCUAGAGCCAGUACAUAGUACAUAAUAGAUGACUAUCAUUUAUAGGAAUUGCGUGGGUUAUUCUUUAGUUAAGAUCCUUUUUGUUAAAAUAAUCACUUCCUAAUUUAACUUUUGUGUAAAUGUAUAUUCACACACACACACAAAACUGAUUACAGAUAUAUGCUUUGUGUUAGAAAUAUUAGAAAUAACCACAUAACUUAUUGCCAUGAUUUGAGGUAGCAUAACAUAUGUAUAUGUAGCAUAACCUAUAAGCUUUAUAUAACC
Mirounga angustirostris (Northern elephant seal) is the source of this 7012-nucleotide messenger RNA. It is a transcript of the gene ETAA1, whose product is annotated as ETAA1 activator of ATR kinase. Gene Ontology annotation, biological process: positive regulation of protein serine/threonine kinase activity; replication fork processing; DNA damage response. Gene Ontology annotation, cellular component: nuclear replication fork. NCBI's taxonomy places the organism in Eukaryota, Metazoa, Chordata, Mammalia, Carnivora, Phocidae. The transcript has 6 exons. The coding region runs from base 137 to 2737 and encodes 866 amino acids. Gene Ontology annotation, molecular function: protein serine/threonine kinase activator activity. The record is from RefSeq and is a predicted model, not a curated record.